Dermochelys coriacea (leatherback sea turtle) is the source of this 7463-nucleotide messenger RNA. It is a transcript of the gene TOPAZ1, whose product is annotated as testis and ovary specific TOPAZ 1. The transcript is spliced from 20 exons. Bases 672 to 7385 code for a protein of 2237 amino acids. NCBI's taxonomy places the organism in Eukaryota, Metazoa, Chordata, Testudines, Dermochelyidae. Gene Ontology annotation, biological process: spermatid development; spermatocyte division. The record is from RefSeq and is a predicted model, not a curated record.
CGCGGGAGGGGGCGCGGCCUAGCCCUGGCGAAGGCGCUGGCUGAGUGGUGGGGCGGGGCGCUGCGGGGACACGGCUGGAAGCGGCCGGGCAGGGUGAGCAGGCAGGCAGGCAGGCAGGCGGGCGUGAGAGAGAGCGGGAGCGGCUGCUGCUGGCUGUGAGGGGCUGCAGGCAGCGGUCCUGCCCGGGGGCAUCUGUAUUUGAGCUCCCAGAUCUUUAGUUUGUGGAGGGCGCGGAAUUCAGAGCCCGCGGGGCGGCGUGGAGCCCCUGAAAUCGGCAAGAGACUCAGACCAAGCCCCGGCCAGGCACCGCAGGCGGCUGGCUGAGGGUGGCUGUAACUGUUCCUCCCCUGGCGCGAGCUCGAGGGGGCGGUGUGUCGCGCGGGGGGCUGGGUGAUCCGCGCCUACUCCAGAGGCGGGCGGAGCUUUCCCGCAGAAUCCCGCUGCUCUGCCUCGGGCGCCGCCGCUCAAAGUCGGAGCCCUCCUGGCGCCCUGGGAGCUGUUUUUAGGAGGCUGCUCAGGUUGUCCCCGAGUUUCCUCACCAUCGGUCCUGCUCUCUCCCCAGAUACUGAGGCUACUGCCAGGUUGGUUUGUAGUAUAGCUGCAGGACGUGGCUGCUUGCUUCUAAAGGCAGUUUUUCUGCAGAGCCUGGGGGCCCUUUCCUUGCCUGCGGGAUGCCACAGCUAAGACCUCGGAAAGUGCAGCUAAGUAGGGAGGCACUGACUGCUACGAUGGGGCCCUGCCCACAACCUGUAGAUGCAGGGAUGGGUGCGCACUCUGGGGACUUCUCUGCGGCCAGGGGGAACCCUCAGCGGGAGGCGAAGAGGAGAGCAAUGCAUUCCUUAUCCUGCUCUUCAUCACCUAUCCUGUUCUCCAGGGUCCCAUGUGAGCAGCUCCCAGGAGUAGCAUCUAUGGAGGAGCAACAUGGGACUAAUACGAGGCUUCUAGGUAAAAGAAAGGAAGGGAGACGAGGCCGCAGAGGAAGAGGCAUUGCUGCUGCUGGAGGCAGAAGAGAAGCAGCUUUACAGGUUUCAGACCAUGCUGCAACUGAAGUCUGGGACAAGGUGAUGGUGCCAGUAGGGAGGAGUUGGGAAAAGGCUAUCCAUAGAAAGAAAGGACAGGGAUUGCAGCAGUUUUCCUCUGGAACUAGGUUGGAAGAGAAAUUGGCAACAGAGAUUGAGGGAAAACUAAGUAGUAGCUGCUCAACAAAUUUGGGACUGUUGGGACCCCAAGAGGGAUUAGGAAGUCCAGGGGAAAAGAGCAGACAUUCCUUAAUGGAAUUAAAGUUACAAAUUCCAUGCCCCAAGGAAGAACUGGUGAGCCCAGAGAGGAGUGACAGAUGCACCUUGUCAGAACCAGAAGUGCUGGGGCCUGGGAAGGAUGCAGGGAGCCUGAUGGCACUGGAUCUGCAAAUCUCAGACUCUGAGAAGGAAAUAGGGAGCCUGAGUGAGAGGAGCCAAUACACCUUGGUAGAACCGGGGCUUCAGGAGGAAGUAAGGAAGCAGGGAAAAAGGGGCCAGCGCUCAUUUUCAGAACCAAGAGUGCUGAGGCACAAGGAGGAAGAAGAAAGCCCAGUGAAAAGGGACAGAUGUUCGUUGGCAGGGACAGAGUCUUGGGUAAAAACAGGGAGCCUGGGGAAGAGGGGAAGGUGCUCCUCAUCUGUCCCGAGACCCCAGGAGAAAAUAGGGAGCCCAGUGAAGAGGGACAGAUGUGUUUUAACAGAGAUGGGGGAGUCAGGGCCUCUAGAUGAAAAAAGGAGUCUGGGAAAAAAGGGUAGGCAGUUUUUGGUGGAAGUGAAACUAAAGAGCCCAGGGAAGAGAGGCAGACACUCAUUGGGAGUGCUGCAGCCACAGACACUAAGCCUCCGAGAAGAACCAGUAAACCCAGGAAAGAGGCUCAGGCGUUCCUUGCAACUACAAAGCUCAGGCCCCCAGGAGGAAGUAGGAAGCCUGGGGAAGAGGGGUAAGCACUCAUGCACUACUGAGGAAUCACAUCUCCAAAGCUCAGGUCCCCAGGAGAGUACAGGUAGCCUAAGGAUAAGGGACAGGCAUUCCAUGGUGGUACUGCAGCCACAGAGUCUAGGCCUCCAUGAGGGAGCAUGUAGCCCAGGAAGGAGAGGCAGGAGCUCUUUUGUGGAACUAUGGCUACCAGGGCCCCAGAAGGAAGCCUGUGGGGAAAAGGGUAGGACUUACUUGGAGGCGACAGGAACCUCAGAACACAGGAAGAGGAGCAGAGGCUCCUCAGCAGAUGAAAGGGUGAAGAUGGUGACCCGGGCUGCUUCUCAGCCAAGGCUGAUAUGUGGGAAGGAUUAUGAAGACCAGCGCUGGAGGCAAGGCAGGGGUUCUGCUGCUGGAAAUACUCGAGGGAGCAGACGAGGGAAGAUGGAGCAGCAACAGGUUGUAGGGCAAGAAGUGGGUUCUACACCCACUGAUGAUCUGUUCAGUAGUAGAAUAGAGGACAAUGGUGAGAGACAAAAAGAUGGAAAGGAAGAGGCUGUGGUUUCAGCUGAACUAAAAUUAAAGAUCAGAAAGCCUACAAAGAAAAAAAUAACAGUUAAGGAAGACUCAGAUGCACAGGAUGGAAAGCAGCUAGAGACUAAUCUAAAUAAAUCAAAAGAUUAUAACGUAAAGAAACCACUAGUAGCGUACUCGGAAUAUCUCCAGGUAGCUAAGUCAGAUGGAACUCAGAGCAAGAUACCAGUAUGCCCCGGUUUAACAAGGGGAUUUGCAGUACAAUGUAACAGGAGAAGAAAUACAAUCACCAAGAUCAGAUGUUUACAGAAUUUGGAUGUAAAAGUAACUGAAAAUAAAGUGACAAAGAGCAGACUGGUAGAGUCUGAGGAUGAAAAGUGCAGAGAAGCCCCAAAUUAUCAUAAUAGCAUGCCAUCCACAGUAGAAAAGAAUCCAGUUGUAAAAUUAUAUGACUGUCGUUACCUUAAUACAUUUGUAAAGUCUUCAGUUGAUGCAACCAACAGCAGUUACCAAAUUGGUGGUGGAUUCUUGCAUGUAGCACAGGGUAAGAGAGAGAGGUUUUGUCCUGACAGUGUUACGGGACAGAGUGACAUGAAUAGCAAGCUUAAUGUAAUGCAAAUUCCCACACAGAAAAGUAUAUCAUUUGAUAAAGAAGGAAUAUGCCAAAAUAGAAAAAAUGGUCAAAAUGAAAACAGUAAGUGCUUGAGGGAAAGAAAGUGGAGUAUUGAUAGAAAGCCCAGGAAAAGGAUGAAACUUUUUGAAAAAUCAUCAGUCCAGAAUGUUCUCCCAGUUAUGAACAACAAAUACUGUGAAUAUGAGUUACAUACGGAAGAUAAAACUGCCACAACAGACUCUUUAGCAGUUUUAGAGUUAAAUAGCAAUGAAACUACUUCCUCAUCUUCGUUUGAUCAAAAAUCAAAUCCCCAUCUAGAACCAAAUACUCAAGGAGCACAAAAUGGUUGUACUGCCUCAGUUAAUGGAAAAAUGCACUUGAAACCCUGUACAACAGAAGAUAGUUUUGAGAAGAGACUUGAGCUAUCUGAAAUUGCAAAAGGAGAAAAGGGUGGUUUUGAUUCAGAAAGCAUAGAACAACAAGACCGCUUGAAUACCUCAAAUAGUCCAGAAGUGGUUACUUCGGUCAAUGACCACAUUUCUGAUUACUACAAUGAUGCCAGUUGCCAAAAGAGAGAGAGGAUAGUGUCAAAUGAAAAACUGAUAGUUAAUGUUGAGAAAUUACAACUAUAUAGCUGUCAAAGAAUAGUACCAAUGUCUGGUAAAAAUGUUUGGCCUCGUGAAUCAUGUGCUAGGACUUCUGAAUGGUUUCAUAAAAAUCACGUGUCUCUCCUGGAAGGAAAAACUUCAACUUCUGGUUCUCAGGAAUGCUCAUAUGAAAACAAUACUGAAGCUUUAAGAGAUAUGGUUUUAACUGAUAACUCCAGGCAAUUAGAUCGAAGUAUGCUAGAGGCAGAAAGUGUCAAAGAAUCUGCAUGUAAAAUAAUAAUGGAUUCUAACAUUGAAUGUCUGACUUCUGUUAGAACACCAGAGUCAUCGUUAUUGGAUAUUUGUGGGACUUUGAGGGUCACCUGUAAUGAAAAUCUAGAGUCAUCAGUGGAUAGUAGUCCCAUAGUUUCUAAGUCUGAAGGUAUCCGUGAAGCUCAGGUGACCUUAAAUUUGGCAGUAAAACAAAAGCAAAAUGAUAAAAACAAAGGAGCUUUAACAAAGAAAAAUCUGAUGAUGGCUCUCCAGGAUGGCAUACCUGAAGAUGACAAUAUAAGUAAAAUCAUUGUUAAUCAUAAGACAUCAAUGGUGAAAAAAACAGUUACAAUUCCAAACUUAAUGAAAAUGUUAAACACAGGAAAUCUAUCAAAUUUCAAAAUUCCUUUACGCAAAAAUAAAAUUGAAUCCAGGAAAGUGGACUAUAUUAGAUCAUUAGAUAAAGAAACAUACAGUCCACUGGAACGCCUUCACAAUUCUGCUGCUGCUCCAGCAAGGCAGAACAGAUCCAAGGAGAAUUCCUCUGUGGUAGUCUCUGAGCAGCAACCUGUCUCUGAAGAGGCCGAUAUCUCUGUAAGCCCCUUAAAGGAAAAUGCUGACCAAAUGAGCAGUAAGGACUUUGGCAGUGGUGAUUCUGAAAGUCUUUCAAAUGAAAUGAAUAUACUUUCUGAACAUGUUUCUACAUAUCAGUGUGCUUUUCUUGAGGGAGAAUUGGAGUCAUCUGCUCUUGAAGAUGUUACUGACUCUUCUGGUACUGCACAUAUAGAUCAAAGUCGCACACUAGAUUAUUCCAGUAAAACAGUUGACCAUUCUGUUUCAUUAGAAAUGCAUGAUGAUGAUAAAAAGAAAUCAAGAAUGGAUCUUUCACAGAGUAAGAUUAAAAACUUUCCAGAUGUUCUUAAGGCUUAUGAAGAUGAUAUUCUUGUGAUUGAUGUAAUUCAGGAUGACCCUGACCUUUUUGGAAACACUGAUGAAGGGGAGCUUGCAUUCACAAUGAACCAUGUGACUGAAAAGUGCUGUAAUAUCAGUACUACCCCAGAGGAAAAACAGGAUGUCAAGCCAAAAUGCCUUGUCCUUCCAGAAACUAAGGAUUCAAGGGAUUACUUUAGAGGGAGUCCUAUUCAAGAAUCUGGAACAUUGAAAUCUGUCACAGAUUCAUAUGAUGCACUGCUGAUAGCUAAUGAGAUUCAAAAACAUGAUUCCUCAAGUGGAAGCUGUCCCUUGGGAGGUGUAAUUGAGGAGUCUUUCGAGGAUGGGCAGCUGAUUGAAUCAGAUGAACUCUUAAAGGAUUCUCACAUGGAUGAGAAGUACAGAUUUUCAGGCAAGUUGGCCGCUAUAAAAGAAGAAAAAGUUAAUAUUCAUGAAGCUGAAAAAAGCAAUGAUUCUAAAUAUAUAGAAUUUGUGAGCAGUGAACUUCAGUUAGGAUUGCAACCGCCAUCACUGCAAAUUAAUGCCUACCAGGAAGAGACAGUACUGAAACCCUGGAUCAAUGAUUUCAGAUACUCAGGAAAAAGCUCUCUUUUGCCGUUGCCAAAUUCUGACUGUUAUGAACCAUGGAAAAUGGACAAAAAUGUGAUGGUUUCCCAUCUGAUCCAGCAGAACCUUGGGAUGAUUGAGUUGCCCCGUAAAUACUGCAGAUUUUAUUUCAGUACGUUGCGUGGCUGUGAGAGAGUGGAAUGUUGGUUUUGGCAUGUUCCUGAACAAGGAGAUGAAAAGAUUUGCAUGGCAAUACUUAAGACGUAUAUAAAUAUCAAUGAAUCAAGUUUGCUACAACGUUCAGUCCAGAUAUUUAUGAAUUACUACAGAGAAGUAACUCCGGGUGUGCAUUUUGAUUCACAAGUGCUGAAUGAUCUUCUCAUUUCUUUGAUCAAGUGUUGUUUGUUGAAAGAAGUAUUUCAGUUGUUAAAUGUUGCUGUAAUGAUUAAAAUGCUGCCAGCUGUUGAUGUAUUCCUGAAGGUGUUUGAGCAUGUGGCUUCCAUGAAUAUAAGAGAUGCUGUGCCUUCAUUAAUAGAUAUCUUUUGUAAGCUUUUUGAUGCUGGGAUGGUUUUUGAGCAUGAACAUUUUAACUGUAUUAUUAAGUUCCUUCACCAACUGCAAGUUUCCAGUCAAGAAAUUAAUGUUGUUUUGAACAUGAAAUCAAGAUUCCAGGCAAGAAAGUUUAAAAAGAACUGGCUUUGUGACUUAAAUUUGGCAAUAGCUGAAAUUCAGCACUGUAAAGAAAAAAGUGACUGGGCCAAAUUGGGAACUUUGUAUGUUAAUAUGAGAAUAGGAUGUGAAAAUUUUGGUGACCUUCAGAAAUUGAGUGUAUAUAUUGCUGACAUACUAACAAGAGACUCCAAGGAAGAGAGACCAGGAGUUCCUUUUUGUGAAUUUGCAGAAGCAGUUAUCAAAAAUCCACAACAUAAUGAAGCAGACAAAGAUUUCCUGGGAAGGACUGGGAUCAGUGUAAUGUAUUCUUAUCACACAGUACAGCAAUGGUCAAAGGGCAGGAAGGUUUUGGAUAAACUACAUGAACUGCAGAUUCAUUUCACAAGCUUGAAAGGACUUACUGGUCCAGAAAGGUUAGCAUCAAGAUGCCAAAUUGUUAAUUCUUCUGCAGAAAUCUUCCUUAAAAGUGGAAGUCUGGAUGGAGCAACAUGGGUAUUGAGAGAGUCAGAAUGGAUAAUAAAUACUCCAUUGUGGCCCUGUGAUAGAAUGGAUGUCCUCAAUCGACACAACCUGCUGUGUGCAAUUGCAUGUGAAUAUUUGACCAAGAAUCUAUGUAGACAAGCAUUUGAAGUUUUGCAGAAUCUACCAGGUUUCCAAAAUUGUUGUGACACUCUAGAUGUCUCCCAGUACAGCCUUCUUUUUAACAAACUUCUAGAUGCCUGUAUUGAGAGCAAGAGCCUUGGUAUAUCUUCUUCUGUAACAGACUUUAUGCUGUCAAAGAAUAUCCCCAUUGAUUUUACUUUAAUUAGAGGAUUAAUUACAGCAUUGGGAAGGAGCUGUUUGUGGCUUAAAGCCAGGACCUAUUACAAAAGUGCUUUAUCAUUGGGUUGCUACCCACCGCUAGAGGGAAAUUUAUACCGCAAACUUUUACUGAUUCCUUCUUACAUGUCAGAGAUUGAGAUGUUGCUGGCCAUUGAAAUAUUCCUAGUUUCAAAUGCUAGUAAUAUUCAGAGUCCGGGUGCCACCAAUCAGACACUUCAGAUAGUACUGAAAAGAUCCGAAGAACAAAAAAUGCGGAGUAAAGAUGACUAUCGAGCAGCAGUUGAGAGACUGAUUCAAGCUGCUCGUAUAUCCAAUCCAAAGCUUUUUCUUAAGCACAUGACAAUGAAUGUUAAUAUGGAACAGGUUUACAGUUUGGAACAUAAUUCUGCUCUAAAAUGGCUGAAAGAGAAUAUGAAAUGGGCUGGAAAGGUCUGGCUUUUCAGUAGUCAUUAGUUGGUAAAGACUUCUUUUUUUUUCUUUUUUGAGUAGUUGAAGUAAUCAUUGUUGAAAAUAAUAAAUCAAUAGAUAGUU